Messenger RNA from Bombus terrestris (buff-tailed bumblebee), 7288 nucleotides. RefSeq lists its product as uncharacterized. Gene Ontology annotation, cellular component: membrane. The record is from RefSeq and is a predicted model, not a curated record. Lineage: Eukaryota; Metazoa; Arthropoda; Insecta; Hymenoptera; Apidae. The transcript is spliced from 7 exons. Bases 303 to 2165 code for a protein of 620 amino acids.
GCUACGGUAUCAGUGCUCGACACCGAUAGCUGCUCCGUUUACUAAUCGAUCAUUCCGGGUGUCGGGAGUCCGUGCAAAGUAGAUGCAAGUUGGUGUGCCUAUUUGAGAGGACGCAUACUUCACAAGGACACUUGUGUUUCAGCGCAAGAUGUUAGUUGGGAUUGUGUCGUGAAAAAUGUUGAGGACCAACAACAGCAACUCAUCGGAACGAAACACCGUUUGAGAUGUCCAACGAUACCUUCUCCGCUUCGUUGCUGCACCGCUCCAAGUGGUUACGAUUAUGAUGAGAUAACAAACGCAGAAUGAAAUACAGUGGCAGUAACCUUCUUGGUUAUGCAGUUUACGCAUUUAUUCUAUUUUUUAACGUUAUUCAUGCAGAAAGUGGUGUCCCAUGCAAAGAUCAACAAGGACGAAUCUAUGAAGAUACUUUUAUAUACAUUCCUGGCCCAGAACCCUGUACAUAUUGUCUAUGCGAUAAUGGCAAUCCAAAGUGGUGUGGAAGACUUGUUUGCAAUCGUCCAGAGGUAUUUCAGGAAUAUUGUAAAUCUACCCGGCAUAUCUGUUGCCAAUAUAUUUGUUUGGAUGAUACGGUGUUACCUAUACCGAAUGACAAAUCUGAUGGGAUUGGUAGCAACGCGAACGAUGCUGCCACAAAUUACGAUAUAGGACUACGAUCUGUUGCUAGUUUUGCAACAGCUGUAUUGUCAUUGAGUCUGUUAUUUUUUUUAAUACACCGUUUGCGCCAAAGAAAGAUACGAGUUUGCGUGGCAGGAAGACAGAACAGACAGUUAGCAGAGGACCAAAGAAACUUAGGUAGUAUGGGAUAUUUAGAACGAGAUGGACUGUCGCAUGGUGUUCCUAUGGAUGAUAUUGCGUGUGGAGCUAGUUAUCCAUUGUGGAAACCACCAAAUAAUUACUUUCCUCGUGGCGAGGCUCCACCACCUUACGAAGAAGCGGUAGCAGCAGCGAGAGCCGAACAAGCUCUUUUAUCCAUGAAUCCACAAACGCUUCCGCAAUUAAAUUUUCCAAACACCUAUUUGCCAAAUAUCAAUAGUCAUACAAGUAUAUCGUUAGUAGGAAGCACUCAAAGUGGUAUAAAUCACAAUUCGUCAACGUUAAUUUGCGACGGCGGCAUAACGGAUCAAAGUGGCUUAAUCUCAACGCCAAGUAGACCAAUAUCGAAUCCAAACAUAUAUGCUAGCUAUCGGCAGUCGAAUCAAAACGAAACGUUAUCUCCGAGUAUCAGUGUAGGAACUUCUACGACGAGUUUCACAGUGGGAACAAGUACUUACGAAAAUUUACCUACCCCCAUUGGAAUUUCGAACUUCGUUAAUCAGCGUCCUGAUGUAACUGCACAACCUUUAUCCAACUUCACCCAACAACAAUCCGCUAUUCCGAAAAGUUAUCAAACGCAUACCACCCUUCCUCGACAAACUGGAGCAUUUACAAUAUCCGCAACCUUACCAAAUUCUAGUGUGACUGCUCAUCGUACAAUUCCUAGGACUUUAACAACUCGUACCAGUGCAAAGUUACAAGAUAUUAUAAACGAUUGCACUCAGAAAGAAUUUUUACGAUCUACGAUAACGAUUGAUAUUACUACGUCGAACAUACCACAUUCGUCGCAACAAAAUGUUGUAACUAAAUUAGAAAAUUCAAGGGAAAAUACAAAUCCAGAAACAUUCCGCGAAGAUGUACAAAUACAGCCCUCUUCUGCUUCUUCCUCGGGAUUGCAACAAAUCGAAAGACAACCGUUGGAUCUUAAAAUGGAACUAAAAUCUCAGGAUUUUAAGCCACCAUUAAAUAUAGCUAAUGGAAUUAACGAAGAAGGAAGUUUCGAAUCGGUAGCGUGCACUUGUAGCAUACAAGCUCUUUCUACUCUCCACGACGAUACAGAUGAUUACAGAAGCGAAUGUGAAAAUUGUAAAAGCGCAACAGGUUCUCGUUAUUACUUAGAUAACGAAGACGAAUUAAUUACGUCUCCGCACGAAACUAUGACGUUACAUAGAAGACCAGAUGAAACAGCUUCGAAUGUUACUCCUCAGUAUUAUAGAACUUCACUCACACUGCCUAUAAGUACCCGUCAACGAACAAGGAGCACUGGCAUUCGUGAAAAUUGGUUCAACCCAGUGCCUCAAAGUUCCACAGAAUCCUCGGAUGAAAAUUGAUCGCAGUUAUGUGUUUCCUGUGCAUCGUAUAACUAUUAAAAUGAUUUAUAUUACACUACCAUUGAUCAAAAUUCAAUAUUAAGGAAGACGAACAAUGUUCAUAUUUUAUUGCGUUGCAGACAACGUUAUAUCGUCGGUAAAUGGUAUUACAUUGCCAGAUUUCAAAGUUACGGUGAAACUUUUUCUAUCUUGUUCGCUCUAUAUAAACUAUUCACACACGUACUCAAACUAUGUAUGACCUAUGGAAAAAAUGAGUCACGCUUUUGCUCUCACGGUUUUUCUUUACAUGUUAUUAAACUUUGAGAGCAAAGUUUAGAUAAUAUAUUUAUUGCAUAGCAACUUACAAUUCCGAUAUGUUUAAGGACGUAAUUACCCAAAGUAUUUUUAACUAUGUUCCAUGCAUAUCAUUUGUUAAAGAUUCAUCGACAGAACUGAAAAUUGAAUUUUCAUCGUUUUAUUACAGAAUUCUUUUAUUGUUUUGUCAUGAGCAGUACGAUAUAUACAUAUAUAUAUAUAUUUCGAGAAACUGGAUAACGCAAUAAAAUAUAAAGAACAGAUUAGUUCAUAUUAUACUCAUUGUUACAUAUACACUUUUCUUUGUUUUCUUGUUUGCCAGUUGUUAAUUUCGAUACCUAUUUACAAUAAUUUCAAUACUAAUUAUUCAAUAAUGUGAGAGAAAAGUGAGUAUAAAAUAGGAUAUGAAGGUUGCAGGUAAGUCAAUGACAAUUUGAUAACUUAUUCGAAUAUUAUUACACCGUUAUACCAUUAUUUAUAUUAUUGUUAAUUUCUACAUCUCAUUAUUAUAAUAACUUUUUAUGAAAAUCUUAGCGUAGAAGCCUUUAUUUGAUUAUGAUAUUUAAACACGAUAUUCUAGCUCAAUUAAAAAUAUUUUCAUAUAAAUAAAUAAAUUUUCUUUCCAUACUCUGGUAUUCUGACGAAAAUGGACAAAAGUAAAUCUAUUAGAUAAUGUGCAGUGCACAAGUAUAUAUAUACAUAUAUGUUUUGAAGUCUUUUAAGAAUACAUAUCAAUAUUGAGUACAACCUCCGAGUUAUAUAAAAAUUACAUAAAUAUAUUCGUUUUAGUUAAUUUCUCAACACAUUUGUUAAUUUUUGCCGUUCAUUUAGCAUGAAACAUAAGUGUACGAUAUGUUGAAUAAUAGAAAUUGUUUUACAAUUUGUAUAUACAUAUGCUUGAAACAGAUCUAUUGGUUCAAAUAGCCUAAAUCAGCCAUAGUGCGUAUAUGUUGUUGCUUCUUCCACUUAUCGUGUGAAUGUUGACUCUAUUCUGUUAUAUUUCACCGUUAUGUAUGCGAGCGUUCGUGCAUUUGUGUGUUACGCGCAUACAUAGAUAUAAUAUUCGUCUUAAAACUCUUAAAUUGGCACUUGGGAAAAUCUGUUAUUUCGUAUAUAAAACGUUCAUUUUAUGAUCUUUUUUUUCUCGUGAUUUUUAAUGGAAAGUAUGAUUGUAGUUAGCCAAAUUUUACAUUCAAACAAUCGACUCACAUAAGAUAUGGUGAAAAUUUCUAACGAUUAAGUUUAACAUUUUGGUAUAAGGAUAAACGUUUUCAAGUCUAUACAAUUAUACUCUAUGUAAAGUGAUAAGAAUGAUUUUUCUUAUUGGGGAUUAUUUGUAACAACGCACUUUGUACGAUCCACGCAUGGGCGAAAUACUCGUUGUCUCUAAUCGGUGAUUAAUGAUUUUUACCAUAUGAAACAAAAUACGAAAUGGUCCCCUAAAGCAUGCAAUAUUUAGUAAUUAUAAUAUAUUUUAGUUUAUGGAUAGAAUUUAAGAAUCAGACUGAUCAUAUUUAAUGAUAUACAAAUAUUUCUAUUUGAAUCAAGUCGGAGAUGUAUUUCGCUAAUCAUAUAUAUUUCACUAAAAUUCCUUUCCUAAUGUAAGACAUUUUUUUACAUUAUUACAAAUAUUCUAUAAAUUAGUAAGGUCUAGGAUGACUAACUAUUGAUAAUAUGUUAACAAAAAUUAAUAAGUAUUUUAUUAUCAUUAUGACAUUAUUAAUCUCAUCGUCAUUUUAAUCCGUUGUACUUUUGUGUUAUUUUACAUUUUUGUUAUAUUUGUGAAAUACUUUAAUCGAUCAGUUAGUUAAUCAAUUGUAAGAAAAAUACGAUUAUUUAUUAGUUGUAACUAUUUUCACAAAUAUUUGUUAUUUUAUGCAAAAGCACAUAUUUAUUAUCCAAUUACUGUUUAUAUAUUCAAAGGUAUAUAGAAAUGUAAAAGUAAUAAGUUGCAAAAAUUAAUUAACGAUUGCUGUUACUAAUUUCCUUUGAUAAUUAAAUUUUUUGCAUACAUUUAUCACUUUACGUUAAUCAAACAUGCACAGAGAGUACGUUUCGUAGUUUUGCUCCGGUUAAGAGUGUAAAUAAGAGGUGUGUGAUUAAUUGAGAGAAUAUUGGAUAAGUUCGGGCGGACGAACGUAAUAGUGACAAAACAUUGCCUCAAAAGUUACUUUGAAAAUUACCCGCAAGAUAUUAUUUUACCAAUAUUAUUUUACGUAAUGCAGCGUAAUAUGUAAACUCUGUGCGAAAUAAUAUAAUUUUCAUAAUAUACAUAGAAAGUGAUAUUAACAUUUCAUAAAAUUAUUUCUUUGAGAUAACAAAGCGCUAUAUAUGUUUUUUAGUGAAUUUUGUAAUGAUUUGUGUUGUCUCAUGAUUAGAAACCAAGUGUAUAGUCUAUUAUGAUAUAGCGCAUAAACUAUUGUUGGAACGGUAUAAUGUAUGAAAAAGGAUCGAAUAAUAUUUUGAUUCUUUCCAAGGCCUUGAUUAAUAAAUUAGCAAAUUAAUUAUUUGGCAAUCAUUUACGACUAACGAGCAAAGCAGGACAUGUUAACAGCUAUGAAUGAUUAAAAGUACUACGUCACUAGUUUAUUAAUUAAUAAAAAUUUUAUGUGUACGUAGAAGGUGAAAACUGUGCUUAAUAUUAGCAAAAUAAAAUUUAAUACGUUACAGGUAUUAUUACGUAUUAGUUAUACGUAAUAUAUACAUAUAGCAUUUAACAGCUAAAUAAACCAAAUCAAUUAUUGAGGUAAUUGUUUAUUAUAAUUACAUUCGUCUGAUAGAACAACGCCACCAUUUCUCUUGUUGGUUACCAUUUAAUGUGUUCAGCCCUAGUAAAGAUAUUUAAGCUGCUUAUAUCCCUUAAUGAAUCUGCGAUUUCUUCGUUACGAAUUUCGUAAUUCGAGUGAACUCUAUGUAUAAGAUAAACAUCGACAAAAUAAAAAUUAUUUCUGUAAUAGUUAAUUUAUGACAUUCGUAAUGCUUAUUUCCAACGUAAACUUCGAAAACUUGGUUAAAUCUAAGAAUAUAAGAGAAGAAAUAGUUUUGUUUAAAGUGUUCGUUGUUUUGAUUUUUGCAAAUAACGUUAACGUGCGUUAAUGAAAGAGAUCGUGGAAUAUAUGAAAAAUAGCUAAGAAAACAUUGGUAACCAUAAAGGAAAAGAAAAGAAAAGAAAAGAAAAAUUUUUAUAACAUAAUCUUCUAUUGCGUCUAUCAUAAUGUCAAGAAUUUCAAACUAUGGUACAUACCGUAACUUUAUAAUUAUACAAUGAUUCUGCGUUGAACUAUAUUCUACAAUACAUAUGUAUGUAUGUACAUGCUUACAUAUGUAGGUAUGCAUAUACAUCGGCGAGGUAUAAUAUGCAGCAAGUCUGAUUUAUCUAAAAUAUCUUUGAUUCGACGAUAAUUAUUUUAAGUCUAUUUUAAUAUUAGUUAUACACGUUCCCGCGGUUUUUAUCAUUUGUGUAAUACUAAAAUAUUAUAAACGGCAAUGUUCUCUCGUUUUUUAAAUUCGAAAUUCUAAGUAACCUUUGAAAUGUUUCCACGUUUGAUUUUCAUUUGAAACUUAUAUUAUUCAAUAUAAAAUCGUGAUUCAAGUUUUGAUGACAAUCUUCUUCGGAGUAUCAAUAGUAUCUAUUUGUUUCAAUUAAAAUACAUACAUAAGUAUAUGAAUCGAAAUACUGGACUCCGUAUAGAUAUCCACACGAAGAAAAGUUUAAAAUACAUAUGUUCGUUUGUGAAAUUGAUAAUGCGUUUAUAAUUAUUAAAAUCUAUAAUAAUUAUUAUUGAAUUAUUAAGUAUUAUAGAUUAAACUUCCCAUUGUAAUUAUUUUUCGGAAAUAUGGAAUUAUAUAUGUAAUAUCAAUAGAUAGAAUUCGAGUUUCAAGAUAUUCAAAGUUAUUGAAAAGUCACAGGAAAAUGACAAUGAUGUUUAUAUAUAUAUAUAUAUCGAAUUAUUACAUAUACCUGCAUAUACUAAGUUACGAAUUAUCUUUUUAUUAAGUUACAGUUAUAGCUACAUACCGAGACAGAGGAAAAAAGAAGGAAAGGAAGGUAGGGUAUAAUAACAUGAUUACGUGAAAUGUAAUGUUUCAUAUCAAUUAUUUGAUAUAAUUUGAAGAAGAAUGUACCGAAUGUUUCAUUAUCCUUUUCGUCUUCUUUUUCAAGAAAAAGGAGUUAUUAAUUUCGGUAUAUGUAUAAACUUCGUACAGGCAAAUAUUCGGCUUGAUGGAAACAUAAGUACAUACAUAUGUAUAUGUAUAACUGAGAGAUCGUAGUAAUAGGAAGCAGUUUUAAAACUAACUUCGCGAAUAAAAUUACAUUUAAAGGGAAUCGAAGCAUACAUGAAACCAAUGAAACGAAAUCCAUAUGCGAUUACUACAUAUACGUAUUUCCAACUAUAAACAGACUCUGUGAAAAUCGAAAUCUCUUCUUAUGAUAAUCGACGUAUUUCGUGUGUUCAUUAAACUUGACUGUAUUGCAUUUUCGAAAGAAAUGUGUUCAUUAUAUAAUAAAUCUCUUUCUACGUGUAUACAGUCGUUCGACGAGAAAGGGUACAAGCGGGUACUUAAAAUGAAUUUGAAAAAAAAAAAAAAAAAACGUUUAAGACUCUUGUAAUUCAAACGGUACAAAAAUUUGAAUUAUUUGAUUGUUCGUCGAAUAAAUAUUUUAGCGAUCUAAAAUAUUGUAAUAUAUUUAUCUGAGUAGGUUUAGAAUGAAAUCUUUAUCGCGCUUACUUGUGUAAGUGAAGUAUUACAAAUUGUUAUAAGUUGUAUUAGAACAUUGUGUGUCAAUAGACUAUCGUUUGAUUGUAAUAAAUCAAUACUUUACAUAA